AUGUCGGUUUCGACUGCAGAAUUUCAGAAGAAUCUAAGAAGUCUUCGGGAUCAUCCUGAAGUUCGCCUCUUCGUUCGUGCCUCAAUAACCGAUCGGAACACAAUUGGAGCAUGCAUGAUUUGUCACCAGUGGCUUAUGGUAUUUCGCUACAUGUUUGAAAUGGACCUAAUUAGACUCGAGGUUGUUCCUAUCUCCUAUGACAACGAACCUGAGGACUAUAAAUGCCUUCAUUGCUCUAAACGUCUUCCAGCAGCCUUCCUUCCUGACUUCCAGUUGGCGGCUUCAACUCCCGAUGAAUUGGAAGCCCUUCUUGCGAAAUUUCAGUGCCCUCAGCUUGUUCUCCCUUUUGAAUCUGAGGCAGUUCUUGAAGCGACGAAUUCGUUUAUCGAUGUCUACAAAAAUGUCCUUAACUUCGUCCGAAAUAACUCAGAAACCCCAUUGCUCAAUGCCUUGAAAAAAUUGGAGGAUUAUCUCCAAACCCGAAAUACUAAGUAUCUUCUGGGAGAUCAACUAAGUUUCGCUGAUUGUAUGUUAAUGCCCAAACUUCAAGUUAUGAGAGUUCUUCUAAGGGCCUGCAAACAAUGGGACAUUCCACUAGAACUAACUGCUAUUUGGAAUUACGUUCGAGGUAUGUACGGAACUACCAGUUUUACGGUGACUUGUCCACUUGAUCGUGAUAUUCUUACACAUUACCGAGAGAACAAAGGCCUCGCCAUUCCUAUGACGGCUCUUCGGAGUGCCCAAAAUUAUCUGCACACUUGUCCUCAAACCACUGACCAGAAGCCAAUCACAGCUUGA
Molecule: messenger RNA, 798 nt
Organism: Rodentolepis nana
Lineage: Eukaryota; Metazoa; Platyhelminthes; Cestoda; Cyclophyllidea; Hymenolepididae
Source: the annotation of a GenBank genome assembly